AUGAAUGGAGGUUACAGCGACAAGCUGUACCAUAGACGGAGGGCCGGAUCGAAAUCUGCGAGGGGCCGUGUUCGGCCCGCGGGCCUUGGGUUUGACACCAGUAACCUGAGCUCUCUGCUUUCUUCGCAAAUCAUUGAUUCUGUUUUUAUUUUCUCAGCUAAUCCCAGAGUCAACGUGGAGCUGCGACAGCGUCUGCCCCCACCGGCAACACAGCAACCCAGCAACUCAACCCAGCAACCCAGCAACUCAACCCAGCAACUCAGCAACUCAACCCAGCAACCCAGCAACUCAACCCAGCAACCCAGCAACUCAACCCAGCAACCCAGCAACUUAACCCAGCAACCCAGCAACUCAACACAGCAACCCAGCAACUCAACCCAGCAACCCAGCAACUUAACCCAGCAACCCAGCAACUCAACACAGCAACCCAGCAACUCAAUCCAGCAACCCAGCAACUCAAUCCAGCAACCCAGCAACUCAACACAGCAACUCAGCAACUCAAAACAGCAACCGCCCUGUGCAGGGCGGAUGGAUGUGGAUGCUUCCCCCAGCCGAAGCCCCUCUCCCUGGGCAGAGGUGUGCGGAGACGCCCCUGAUGUUUCUGGGAGUCAGCUGGUCAGCUCUCAUCAGGAAGUCGUGUUUGGACCAAUCACAGCGUCCGGUCGAGUUGAGACUUUUGAUCAAGACAAAAACGUCUCGUUUUUACUGAAGGAGCUCGACACUCUGAGAGAGACCAACAAGAAGCUGCAGGAGGAACUGGUCCAGAAGGAGACGGAGCUGCAGAGGAGAGAGGUGGAGGAGGAGCUGGGGGGGGAGAGGAGGGAGGCCCAGCACUGGGAGAGGUCUGAAGCGGUGUUGGGCGAGCUCUUGGCGGCUCAGAAGGACAGAGAUCAGGCUCUGAUGUCACGACUCCUGCUGGCCAAUGAGGAGAGAGACGAGGCUCUACUUCGCGCACGUCAACUGCAGCAGGCGGCCGAGUUGGAGAGUUUUCCCCUGGAGGACGUCGACAUGGACGUGAGCGAGCUGCUGCAGCGUGUCUGCGGUGCCGACUCGGUCCGGGACGUCCAGCGGGUCGGCUCGGCUCUGGUGCAGCGUCUGCGCUCGGCGCUGCAGCGGAGGAGUGACAUCACAGCACAGGAGAUGAAGGCCGUGAUGGAGGAGAGAGACGGCUCCAUCGCCAAGUAUAAACGUCUCGAACAGGAAGUGAUGCGGGAGAGAGAGCAGAGGGCGAGCGAGAUGGAGCUGCUGAGGCUUCAGAGAGAAAGGGGCGGGGCCCUGGAGGACCGACGUCAGCUGGAGGCGGGGCUACAGCUGCUACGAGUCAAUCACAGUGACAGCGUCUCUCCAGCAGCUUCGUUAGCGGCCGCUAAUCAGACACCCCUCCAUGCUCCGCCCCCCAAGACUCCGCCCCCUCGUGCCACGCCCCCUGAGACUCCAACCCUUCGUGCCACGCCCCCUGAGACUCUGCCCCUGCAGGAACAGGUGCAGCAGCUGUGGAAGGAGAAGCAGAGCGUGGAGGCGGAGCUUCAGCGCUGCCAGGAGGCGGAGCGAGAGGCCAGCGAGAGAGUCCGCAGGUUGGAGCGUCUGGUGGAGGUUUUGAGGAAGAAGGUGGGGACAGGAAGUCUCCGCGCCGUCAUCUGAUCACUUUGAUUCUGUUUCAUAAUGAUUUUACUGUUUAUAUCUAACAUGUAUUAUGUUUUCUUCUUCCUCCUUUCUCUAAAAGUCUGUAAAGUUUCUGUGUUCAGGUGGAAUUAUGUAACAUUUCUAACAACAUGGUUCAUAUGUUUCUGAUUAAUAAAGACUUAUUACAUAUUAA
Molecule: messenger RNA, 1816 nt
Organism: Sander lucioperca (pikeperch)
Lineage: Eukaryota; Metazoa; Chordata; Actinopteri; Perciformes; Percidae
Gene: mipol1
Product: mirror-image polydactyly 1
Exons: 11
Coding region: 1-1641 (546 amino acids)
Source: RefSeq, a predicted model, not a curated record